This is a messenger RNA of Diabrotica balteata, 957 nucleotides long. Lineage: Eukaryota; Metazoa; Arthropoda; Insecta; Coleoptera; Chrysomelidae. The record is from the annotation of a GenBank genome assembly.
AAUUUAAUUAAUCUGUUAGUUCCAAUCGUUUGUUCAAACUAUGAAGAGUUUUAUAGUAUUUUUAUUCUUUGUUGCCAUUUCGGCAGCUCAAGUACAAAGAGAUACAAAAAAUACUGAAAUUUAUGAGAAAUUUGUAAAAAUAGCAGUAGAAAAGUUAAUCAAAAGUUUGGAGGCAAAAGGCAACGAUCAAGGCAUAACUGCAGAAUUAAAUGAGUAUGCAGAGAAACUUCUAAGUUAUGUAGCUAAAUACGCUGUAAAUCAUGACUUGGAACCAAUUGCUAUUACCGAUAUAGCCCAAGACUUUCUUCUUGCCAACUUCAAAUUAACACAAAGUGAACUUCGUGGUAUUUCUACCAUUGAGAGGUAUGACGACGUAUUUGUUUCAUAUAAACAUAAUACAAAGGUUCUAAGUCUUAUAAUUCCAAUUGAAUUUAUUGACCUUAGCUUUAUGUAUCACUAUGAAAUACAUGUACUUGGUAUGGGCCCUAUAGGAGAACUGAUAGGAGAUAUUAAACAAUUUAAAUUUUAUCUCAGUUUUGAUUUUGAUAUACCCAACUUAAAGGCCAGUAUUAACAAAUUGGAAGUAACAGAUUGUGGGCAAAUAUCCGUUACCGCAAGUGGCAAUCCAGGAGAUUUUAUUUUUAACUUAAUUUCUGAAUUCGUUACAACAAUUUUACAUCCGUUAAUUCAAGGAAUUAUUGAAGUAAUUAUCAAAAAUGCCGCUACCCAAGUGGUAAAGGACAUUAAUGAAUUACUGUACAAUAUAACACAUCCUACCAAUUCAACUAUUAAUCAGAUCAGUUCACAAUAUUCUCAGUAUAUUUUGGAUUAUAAGGUAUAACCAUAAGGCAAUCUUUAAAAAAUUCAGCAUUUAUUGUAUGUAGUAAAAUAUUUGUGUAUUUAAUUUAUUAUUUUCAUUGUUAUAAAAAAUAAUUAAUAAAAGUGUAAAUUUUAAAU